Messenger RNA from Ectocarpus siliculosus, 2949 nucleotides. The record is from the annotation of a GenBank genome assembly. Lineage: Eukaryota; Phaeophyceae; Ectocarpales; Ectocarpaceae.
AUGCACAACCGCCGCGUGAACCAACGCCGGCGGGAGUCCUUCGACGACGCCAGCGGCGUGAGCCCCGCGCGCAUCAAGGGCAUGCACGAGUUCGAGUCGAAGCUGGCGCGGGCCGAGCGCAACCGCGACAAGCUGCGGCGGGAGCGCAGGAGACGCGCGAUGGAACGCUACGAGGAGGGCAAGGCCCGGGUCCUCGAGCAGGGAGCGUUCGCUUCUUCCGCCUCGUCGUCGGCGUUCGUGGGCGGCGUGGGCGGCGUGCGCAGCGGCUGCCUCCGAGCCGGCCCCGGGAGCGGCGGCGGCGGCGGCAUCACCAACACCAAGAGCACCAACGGCGAGCUCGGGAGGGACAACCGCCGGAGGCGCGCGGCGGAGGCCAGGCAGGCGGCCAAGGCCCGCCAGACGCAGCGCAUGAGGAGCCUCCGGCAGCGCAUGCUCUCCCACACGUCCCGGGUCUCGGAGCGGAAGACGCGCCUCUUCGCGGCCAGGCUGCUCCAGGCGUGGUGGCGCUGCGUCCGCGAGGGCAAGAGCUUCGACGUAACGGGCCUCGCCCUCUCCAUCUCCUCCUCCUCCUCCCCCGACGCGACCCCGCAGCAGCGCUCGCCGCUGGGGUCUCCGACCUCGUGGGCGACCGCCCAGGGACUCGGGCUCUCGGUGCCCGACGUCGGCUGCGGCUCCGUCGUUCCCUUCGGCGACUACAUGAGAAAUCAAGCGUCUGCCGCGUCCGGCGGCGGUCCUGCGUUGUCGCCGCCGGUGCUGGACCCUUGCACCCGCUCUCCGAUCCCCACCUCAGGGAGGUUUUCUCCUGGUGUAGGCGGUAGCAAGAAGGUCUUGGGGACCGCCGGCGCCGCCGUAGCCCCGACGAUCGGCCGCGGCUGUGCCAGGGAGACGGCCGGCGGGGGCGCGGGGGGUGCGGGGGCAGCAGCCGGCGCCGGCGCCGGCGGCGUCUCCGCCAUGAAUGUGACGACGAUGGGCUACGGCUUCGGCUCCCACCACAAGGCGGCGCUGGCCAUCCAGGCGUUCCUCAGGCGCAACAUGCACCCGCUAAAGGUGGCGAACGCGCUUCUGGCCGGCCGGCUGUCGAUAAAGGUGCUCUGCGCCGCGGUUCGCACGAUGUCGACCUCCACGUUCGACGAGGCGAUCGACGUCAUGUCGACCCGCGCCAUCGUGAGCCACUGCGAGACGGCCCUCAAGGCGCUCCGCAUGGGCCGCGAGAUGCGGUGCGUCCCCCAGACGGUGCGGUCGGCGCGAGCGUUCCUGUCGGCCCUCCUCGUUAACUUCUUCCCGACCUCCGCGCUCGACGACGAGGGCGCGCUGUCGUCGUCCCCCGAGGGCACCGCGCCCCUGAAGGUCGAGAAGGACCGGCUCGUUAGGGCCGCCGGCAACGCCAUCCAGGCCCUGCUUGGCCUGGAGACUACGAUGGACGCCGCCGCCGCCGCCGCCGCCCCGGCUGCGGCGACCGGCGGCGGCGACGGCGGCACGGAGAAGGUGGCGGCGGCAGCGACGGCGGCGAUGGCGACGUUUAGCGCGGAGCACUUCCCGAAGAUCAGGCGCGCGAGCGCAACGAUGGUCCGGGCGAGGGUGGCCUUCUGCCGGCGCUUCGCCGAGUGGAAGCGCAAGGACGCGGUGCGCCUGGCGGACGAGAUGACGGCGGCGUCGGUGGACGUGCUCUUCAUGCAGCUGCGGGCGGAGCGCGACCUCCACGUGGCGGCCGUGCGGUACGGCAUCGACGACGCCGACGACGAGGGCGCACUGUUCUCGACGGGCUUCGAGCAGAUCAAGGAGGGCACGCAGCGCCAGCUGGGCAAGAUGAUGCACGCCCUGGGCAAGCUGGUCGGGGCGGACGAGGCCCGGCAGCGCAUGAACGACGCCACGGACGCCGCCUUCGAGCGGCUCCGCGCGGACGAGCUGGCCGAGGACGAGGCCUUCCUGGCUGAGCACGGCGCAGCUUUCGCAGAUGACGACGAUGACGACGACGACGAGAACAUGGACACCGACGACAGCGGGAGCGACGGGAAGCCGGCGGCGAGUGCAUCUGCGGCCGCGGCGGCGGCGGCGGCGGCCGCGGGGGACGGCUCCAGUGCCGGGGGAGCGUCGGCGGCGUCGGAAGCGGCGGCCGCCCUGCUCGGUAAGAGCGGGAGCAUGGCCAUGUCGGAGGAGGAGGACGACAUCGCCGGCCCGCGACGCCCCCUGUCGGGGGGCGAUUUGUUAAGCAAGGAGUGGUUGGUGCCCGGGGUCAUGAUCAGCGGCGAGACCCUCACCGUGUCCAUGGAGGAAGCGAUCGAGAACCAGCUGCUGCGGUCGGGCAACCCGGCCGUCGCGGCCGGCGGCGGCGAGGACGGGGUGAACGCCUACUGGUCCACGGUCGAGAGCCACGUGGCGGCGGAGGACUACACGCCGCUGCUCGGCCUCGUCGCCGAGCUGCGCGACAAGAUCAUCGGGCUCACCCCGCGCCGGCGAGACCUGGCGGCGGAGACUUGCGAGGCGAUGGACGUGGAACUCCUGGAGCAGAUGAUGGACUACGGCGCGUUCGAUGUGGGUUGUUUCUUCCGCAUGGUCGCUUUUGCCGGCGAACGCGUGCUCGAGCUGGAGGCCCCCAUCCGCAACGACGACACCAAGGCUACGCUGGCGGGGUGGGGCCGUACCCAGGACGAGGUCGAGGGCGGCCGGCGGCGCCUGGAGCCGGCCAUGGUGCGGGAGUGCUUCGAGUACCUUUUUUCCAAGACGGACGAGAUCCACGUGGACAUCCUCAACGCCCACCUGCAGUUCGUCACGCCCUUCCUGAAGCAGCACGGCGUCGAGUACGAGCGCGACAGGUUCACCGAGAAGCUCGACGUCGGCGAGACCUCUCUCGACAUGACCCACCUCUGGCUCCACCGCGCCAUCCGCCAGCUCCGCUCGGCGGCCGGCGUUGCCGCCACCCACCCGACACCCCGUUCAAAAGCCCCAGCG